Molecule: messenger RNA, 2559 nt
Organism: Prionailurus viverrinus (fishing cat)
Lineage: Eukaryota; Metazoa; Chordata; Mammalia; Carnivora; Felidae
Gene: ADO
Product: 2-aminoethanethiol dioxygenase
Exons: 1
Coding region: 304-1116 (270 amino acids)
Cellular component (GO): mitochondrion
Molecular function (GO): oxidoreductase activity, acting on single donors with incorporation of molecular oxygen, incorporation of two atoms of oxygen
Source: RefSeq, a predicted model, not a curated record
GCGUAAGGCAAAGCCUUACACCGUCCGCGCGGCCGGUACCUGCUCCUCUGGCGUGAGUGCGGCGCGUGGGUCGUGCGCGUGCGCGCUCGCCGGAGGCGCGGGGCGGGUGCGCCGGGCCGUUGCGGGCGCGAGGCUGCUGAGGUUGGCGGCAGCGGUGCCGCGCGCCCGUAAGACCGGUAGUUGCGGGGCCUCUCGCUUCGCCCCGGGCUGCUGGCAGCCGUGGCGGCCACCGGAGACCGCAAGGGGCGGAGGAAAGCAGGGGGCGGCGGGGGCCAGCCUCGACACGCAGAGGAUCAGCCGAGCAUGCCCCGAGACAACAUGGCCUCCCUGAUCCAACGGAUCGCCCGCCAGGCGUGUCUCACCUUCCGGGGCAGCGGGGGCUGCCGCAGCGCUUCCGACCACGGCGCGGCGCCGGGCUCCGAGGCCCCUAUGCCUCAGGGCUUCCCGGAGAACCUGAGCAAGCUGAAGAACCUACUGACCCAAGUCCGCGCGGAGGACCUGAACAUCGCCCCGCGCAAGGCCCCGGUGCAGCCGUUGCCGCCCAACCUACCACCGGUCACCUAUAUGCACAUCUACGAAACCGACGGCUUCAGCCUCGGCGUGUUCCUGCUCAAGAGCGGCACGUCCAUUCCGCUUCAUGACCACCCGGGCAUGCACGGCAUGCUCAAGGUGCUCUACGGCACCGUGCGCAUCAGCUGCAUGGACAAGCUGGAGGCGGGCGGCGGGCAGCGGCCACGGGCCCCGCCGCCAGAGCAGCAGUUCGAGCCGCCGCUGAAAGCCCGGGAGCGGGACGCCGUGCGGCUGGGCGUGCUGCGCUCGAGGGCCGAGUACACCGAGGCCAGCGGCCCCUGCGUCCUCACCCCACACCAGGACAACCUGCACCAGAUCGACGCUGUGGACGGGCCCGCCGCCUUCCUGGACAUUCUGGCCCCGCCCUAUGACCCGGACGAUGGCCGGGACUGCCACUAUUACCGGGUGCUGGAGCCUGUCAGGGACAAGGAGCUCUCCGGCUCGGCCUGCGACCUGCCCCGAGAGGUGUGGCUCCUGGAGACCCCUCAAGCCGAUGACUUCUGGUGCGAGGGGGAGCCCUAUCCAGGUCCCAAGGUCUUCCCUUGAAGCCGCCAGCGCCCGGUUGCCGUGGGGCGAAGACGUGCCCUGUUCACAUCUGGGCCUGGCUACCCGCGACCCACCAUAAGGGCUCUCUCCCUACCCGCAGGCCUGGGCUUUGGAUCUACUGGAAUGGGCUGUAGCUGCUUUCUCCGGAGCCGUGGGAAGCACUGGCGACUGGAGUGCAGCCGCGGGGUCGGGUUAAGGGGCGGGGAAGGCUAGUAGACUAGGUUGUUUCCUGGCUCUGUCACUGCCAUUGGGGUUUUGAUUUGGGGGAAAGGGGGGCAGGGGACUAUCUGAAGCGCUUCCAUCCUAAAGCCAUAAUGAAAAUAGUCUUUUCUCUGUUCUUUAUACUAUACAAAAUACACUAAAAGCCCCCACACCCCCUACCCCGGGUAAAUAGGAUUUGUUUUCCACCUAUGUCCCUUUUACUCCUUACUGUUAUAAUUCUAAUUUAUUGAUUGCAUGACCCAGUGGUUUGAAUUGUUUUUAGUUCAAGUCACUGGUAAAAACUAGGUUUAACAAGAUGAGCUACUAUGUAAAGUGAAAAUUAGAUCAUUUUUCCAGAGUUGGAGUAUCACCCCCAAAACAUAACUAUGCAUGUAGAGGACAAGAUUUGUUUUCUUUCCUCCUCUUGCCCGGUAGCCACAUCUGGUUUACUCUGGAAGCAUCUACCAAGAAAUCCAGCGCCUGCAUAUCUCAGUGACAGAUGAUCACUUAGAGCUUAUUGUCCCCUUGAGUCUCCAGAUCUGGGAGUUAAGCAGAUUUCUUAUUGCAGAUUCACCUUUAAUGCAAAAACUAUAUUACCUUCAAAGGACUUUUUUCAUUUUGGGGGGAGGGUCUUCGUGAGCUUUAAGAGGUGAUAGUUUAAUUCUGAGUUUUCUAACCAGAAGAUUCAAAGGAGCUGAAUCGCCAUGCUUCCAAACAACUGAAUGUAAAACACUUCUAGCCAGUUGUUGAAUUCCAUGCCCCUGUUUACUUCCAGUAUUUUCCUGCAAAAAUAGAGAAAAAUGUUGAUGACUGUUUCAAAUUCUCAGGAGCUCUAAUGUUCCAGAAGGCUGCUGGUUCCAGCUGUGUUGUUUUGAUGGCAGUGUUCUCCCAACAGUAGUGAGCCAGAGCUUGCUUCAUCUGGUGUGGUUUCUAUAGGAAGAGAGAAGGCACACAUGAUCAAGGCUACAAAAUAGAGAAUUACCUAUACUGCUGGCCAUUUUAGGGCACCAGAACGAGGGACAAAACACUAACCAACCUCUUAAACAGUUGUGCUAUCUGUAACUAGUUUUAUUUUUGUCCUUUCGGUAAGCUCAGCAACUUUACCUUGUUUACAAAUGUAUUUACACCGUUUGCUUCAGGCUAUGGAGCACUAUUGUUUCCCUCUUUUUACUAUUUAUAGGAUUCCUUUUUCACAACACUUUUAAUAAAAACAAACUGUAGAAAUAAACACAUUAAAAUCUG